ACUUUUAAAACUCACCUUUACUUAUUCAAUGAAUAUUACAUUAUUUUGAAUAUUGAAAUUAAAACUUCAAAUAUUAGAAACUUUUAACAUUAUGGGCAUUUUGUAUGGAUUCGUCUUUCGGUAAGACAGUCUCAUACAAAAAGGGUUAGAAUUUUAAAUAUAUCUCACCAUUACACGUUCAAGAUUGAAGGCCCAAAAAGUAAAGGAGUAACAUUUUGUAGAAAAGGCCCAAAACAUUGUAGGAGACAAUGUGGGCAUGUGGCAUAAAACAUCAUCAAAUCAAUCUCAAGUCUCAACCCUUUACACACAAAACGGCUAUUAAAAAUUUCCACCUUAUCCAACGGCUCAAAUUCCGCCGAUUAUUCAUCGUCCCUUUUUGACCCUUAAAAACGACACCAAUCACGAUCAAAAUCUCAAUCAGAACGUUAGAAAAAAAAAAUUAUUGAUUAAAAACACACCAUAACCCAAAAAUACUAUACUUUCUUCUUCCUCCAUAUAUUCGACCGUUGGAAAUUCAAAUAUAUUCUUAAAACCACCCAAAAAACAGAGCAAGAAAUAAAAAUCCUCAAUUUGCGCAACAAUGGCAGAAAAUAUUGGAUCUAUUCAUUCAAUUAUUGAUCCAAAUUCACCAAUUCUCUUUAAUUACUCUGAUUUUGCAAUUGAUCCGUUCAAAUCAAGCCCAAAAACCCCUGAAUUAAUGGCUGAUCUGUUCUCCAUAGAAAGAGGACCACGAUACAACGCAUAUGCCCGACUCAGAGAAUCAAAGCUUCAAUCUAAACGACUCAAACUUGAUGAAGAUGAGAAACUUCUAGAAGCACCCAGAUCAGAAUUUUCCCCAGCAAAAAAGAGUGUAAGAUUUCAAGGGAUUCCUCAGAGUAACUGUAAAAAACAGGGGUACUCUGUUUUGGCACAAUCUGUCCCUGAUUUUUCUUCAGCUGUGAAGAAAGAGAAUAGGAAACCAAGUGAGAAUCGGAUUCCAAGGUAUGAGAAGAGUGUAACACCGCCACCAUCGAUGUCGAAAAGAGAGAAAAUGUAUGGAAAAGAAGCAAAAGUGGGAGGUUUUGGAAGUAAAUCUGUGAAUUCUGGGGAAAAACAGAGUAAUGGGAAGUUGAUGAUGGGAAGGAAAAGUUAUGCUAGUUUUGAAGAAUUAAAGGGUUUAUCCAUUGCAGCUUCUAAUGCCAUUAACGGUGGAAGAAAGGGUGGAAAUUUGCUGAGGAAGAGUACUGUGUUAAGUACUAGAUAUUAUUGAAAAAGAAUCAUGAUCAUGUAGUUGAUCAAUUUUUUAAAAGUUUGAUUGAGAUCAUGUGAUCCAGAUGGGAGUCGGUGAAUGGCGUUGGCAUAAUGAGAUCUGGAUGGGAGAUCAAUUUUAGUACUUGGGUUUCUCCAAUUGGAUCGAAGUAGCUUAUGCGAUUUUGAAUUAUGUGGUCUGAAUGAGAGUCAAAUUGAUAGUGUUGGAAUAAUGAGAUGUGGAUGGUAGUUGCUUAGUUAGCACUACGAUUAUGUGAUGUGAAUUGGAGUCCGGUUUAUAGCGUUUAGGAUGAUGAGAUAUUGUUUGAUUGAAAUUCUUUUUUGCCGGAAAUUGCCACUUUUCUUUUAAAUUCAUAUAAGUAUGAUGUAAGAUUGUAAGGGAUAAGUAGAGGCAAAUUCAUGUGUAUAUAUAAGUGUGAUUUUCAUUUUAUCAUUAGAACUUUAAAUGAAUUACAAUGUUUCUUUUAAAUUCCUACAUGUUUAUUUUGUGCCAAAGUUUUAAAUUCCUAUUGUUGAAUUUUGUAUAUGUUUGGA
Messenger RNA from Amaranthus tricolor (Joseph's coat), 1782 nucleotides. RefSeq lists its product as uncharacterized. NCBI's taxonomy places the organism in Eukaryota, Viridiplantae, Streptophyta, Magnoliopsida, Caryophyllales, Amaranthaceae. The record is from RefSeq and is a predicted model, not a curated record. The transcript has a single exon. Bases 581 to 1249 code for a protein of 222 amino acids.